This is a messenger RNA of Fraxinus pennsylvanica, 693 nucleotides long. NCBI's taxonomy places the organism in Eukaryota, Viridiplantae, Streptophyta, Magnoliopsida, Lamiales, Oleaceae. The record is from the annotation of a GenBank genome assembly.
AUGGGAUUUCAUAGCAAAUGUAUCAGGUUUGAAGGUUGGCGGGAGACAAAAGUAAUAGGUUUGAAAAGAACAGGGAAGAGUUGCAGGCUACGUUGGGUUAAUUACCUAAAUCCUGCUUUGAAAAGAGGCAAGAUGACACCCCACGAACAGCGCCUUGUUCUUCAACUUCAUUCUAAGUGGGGAAAUAGAUGGUCAAAAAUUGCUCAGAAAUUACCUGGUAGAACUGAUAAUGAGAUCAAGAAUUACUGGAGAACCUACAUGAGGAAAAGUACUCAAGAGAGGAAGAAAUCAGCUAUAUCUCCAUCGUCGUCGUCGUCCUCCUCAUCGAAACCUUCUUCAUCAUGUAACAUAAUCACAGAGAUCAAAGAGCCCAGUUUUUAUGACACCGGAGGUCUUAAUGGGGUAGCAAGUAAAGAGAAAAAACUCAAUGCUCUAACAUCCACCUCGGAUAUGGAUCGAACUAUCUCACGACGAAUUGAAUCCAAUAACGUUCAAGAGAAAGAAGAAAACACAAAAUUCUACUCCAUGGAUGAAAUAUGGAAAGACAUUGAAUUGACUGAGGAAAAUGACAAUUUCCCAAGUCAAACAAUGGCAUCUCCAUUAUGGGAUUAUUGUCCAGACUUUCUUUGGCCCAUGGAUGAAGAAAACAAGAUGUUUCUGCCAAUGAGUUAUCAGUUUCAUUCUUUCAAUUAA